Molecule: messenger RNA, 480 nt
Organism: Blepharisma stoltei
Lineage: Eukaryota; Ciliophora; Heterotrichea; Heterotrichida; Blepharismidae
Source: the annotation of a GenBank genome assembly
AUGAAGAGCACGGUGCACUUGAUGCACAAUUGAAGAAAGGACUCUAUUUCCAAUCUGAUUACUGAGGUACAUGAUUUUAAAUCGAACUCUUUGACAGUGUGCCAUUUCCUAGGACAAUUAGGUCGGCAUUUAAAUAGUGCAACCAAUUAUUCAUUUAUGACAUUUAAAAUUAAGCAGAAGAAAAUACUCCAGAAUUGCUAUGCUUUUUUGCCUUGAGUGGCGCGGUACGGGCGCCACUCAAGGCAAAAAGCUAUAGUCGAGGCACAUGCAUUGAAUUAAUUAUUGAAAAUAGAUUAUUUUUGCUUUGGAAAGGCGUUGCCGGCUUCUGAAAUUUUAUUGAUCAUAGAUAAAAACUAUGGAUUACGAGUUUUGCCAUUGGAGUAUCUUGUUGCUAUUAGUCAGCUAUCUUUUUUGAGAAUAAUGUCUUUUAUUUGGAGGGCAAAUAAUGACCGAAACUCAUUGGCUCUUUCUGAAUAUUAG